AUGUCUAUUUACCUUCAGCUUGAUGAGCUUCAAAAUGAGGCACUCUCUAAAAUUAAAGGCAUAUUCAGUGAUAAAGAAGAGGUAAAGGAACAGGCAUACUCUGUCAUGUCUGAGUUCAAGAACUUGCUUGCAGUAGCGAAGACAUUAAAUAAGACCGAUGAAGAUAAUUUGACCUACCAAAUCUAUGUAGACAAACUAGCAGAUCUCAAAGUACGCCUAAGGGAGGCACAAGUUCGAUCACGAGCUGCAGCAAACACGAUAAUUCACAAGCAAAGAAUUGAAGAGUAUUGUCAAAAGGAGAAGUCAUUGGAAGACGCAAAGGAGGAAUUGUUCAAAGGUAGCAAUCAGGGCAAGGGUGUUAGCGAAACAGGGAUUAAUAAGUUGUCUGGCCAAACUCAACUCUUAGAGAAGAACAAAGCAAUCACAGCCUCUUUGCAGGCUACACGUCAAAUGAUGUCCACAUCCAUCAUGCAUACAGAGCUUAAUAUAGACACAAUUGACCAACAAUCCAAGGAUUUGGGCCAAUUGAACGACAAGUUCAGCGACUUCAAUGAUCUUUUGACCAGAUCCAGGGCGAUUGUUCAGUUUAUCCAGAAACAGGACAGAAGUGAUAAGAAUAGGAUAUACAUGAGUCUCGGGUUCUUGGCCGUAGUGUGCUGCUGGGUUAUAUGGAGGAGAAUAUUGAAGCUACCUGUGUAUUUCAUGUUAUGGACUUUGUUGAAAGUAUUCAGAAUUUUCACUUGGUUGCUUCCAGCUGGCCUGAGCGAAUUGCUUAUUCCUCCUAUCGCCGCUGAAAUUAGUUCGAGCUCGAUGAUUCGAAUAGGGACUACUUCUGCUUCUUCCUCCACCGCUACUACUACUACUGUACUUGCGUCUGCAGUCAUAUCAUCCGUUACAUCGGCAGUUUCUACACUCGUCUCAUCAAUUGACUUGGAAAACGAAUACGCUAUGAGCAUCGACGAAAGCUCUGCCAUUGAAACCUGGGAGGAUAUAGUUUCUCAAGCUACAGAAUUGGUUAAAGACGAAUUGUGA
Molecule: messenger RNA, 1032 nt
Organism: Dujonia railenensis
Lineage: Eukaryota; Fungi; Ascomycota; Pichiomycetes; Serinales; Debaryomycetaceae
Source: the annotation of a GenBank genome assembly